GGGCUGCAGCCGGAGUGGAGCGGCUGCCAGCCGGGGAGCAGGCGCGGCCGCGGCGCCAUAUUGCGGCCCUCUGAGGCUGCAACCGAGUCAUGGCCGAGACAUACGACUUCCUCUUCAAAUUCCUGGUGAUCGGCAGUGCAGGAACUGGCAAAUCAUGUCUCCUUCAUCAGUUCAUUGAGAAUAAGUUCAAACAGGAUUCCAACCACACGAUCGGCGUGGAGUUUGGAUCUCGAGUGGUCACCGUGGGUGGGAAGACUGUCAAGCUACAGAUCUGGGACACUGCUGGCCAGGAGCGGUUCCGGUCGGUGACGCGGAGUUAUUACCGAGGGGCAGCGGGAGCCCUGCUGGUCUACGACAUUACCAGCCGGGAGACGUACAACUCGCUGGCUGCCUGGCUGACGGACGCCCGCACGCUGGCCAGCCCCAACAUUGUGGUCAUCCUCUGCGGCAACAAGAAGGACCUGGACCCUGAGCGUGAGGUCACUUUCCUGGAGGCCUCCCGCUUUGCCCAGGAGAAUGAACUCAUGUUCCUGGAGACGAGCGCGCUCACGGGCGAGAACGUGGAGGAGGCUUUCCUGAAAUGUGCGCGCACCAUCCUCAACAAGAUUGACUCAGGCGAGCUGGACCCUGAGAGGAUGGGCUCAGGCAUUCAGUACGGCGAUGCCUCCCUCCGCCAGCUGCGGCAGCCUCGGAGCGCCCAGGCCGUGGCCCCUCAGCCCUGCGGCUGCUGAGACCUGCGGAGCCAGUGUUGCACAUUGGAAUCAUCUGGAGAGCUUCAAAGGUACUGAUACCCAGGCUUUACCCCAGAGAUUUUGAGGUAAUUUCAAGAUUUCUAGAAGCUUCUAGAUAAUGCUAUGUGCAAUCAAAGCAAAAAGCAUGUAUCUAAUGUGUCUCCAGCUUGGGAAACACUGGAAGAAGGCCUAAAGCUAGGGUGAUCAGGGAUAUGGGACACAGAGAUACAAAAGUAGGGAUAUGGUAUUUAGACAAUGAAAUGUCCCUUUACAGAUGUUCCCUCAGGUAAGCAAGCAGGGAGAUGGGGGGUGGGCAGGAGAGAAAGAAAGUGAAAAGGAGGGAGAGAGAUGGAGAGACUGAUUCUUAAAUUAUCUGUAGAGGAGAGACAAAAUUUCAGGCAGUGUCAAAACUUCGGUAGAAAGAGUAUAGACAGUCAGAUACAGAUGGAAGGUCAGGGAGAUGCCAACAAGUGAGAUGUAGACACCAGCUAGACAGACCCAGGACCCCUCCAGGUCACUACACCUUCUCUUUCAGCUCAUCUGUUCUCCAGGACCAGCCCUGCCCUUCCGGCUGGGGCCCAGACCCAGGCCCCAGGAGGCCAUGCCCCAACCUGCCCCAGCCCUGGAGAUGUUGCCCUGCCACCUGUCCUCCUUCCCUGGCCUGGUGGGGCCUGGCUUUGGGGCAAGACUGAGCCAUGGGGGAAGGGGGAACCCAUACCUGCUGCUGCUUCCUCUGUCUUGGCUAACCUCUGUCCCCCUUGAACCCUUAACCAUACGCCACGAGCUCUCAAAGCCUGAGACCAGGGCCUUUUGGCUCCAGCUUCCCACCUGGCCCUGCUAUUGCCAGUACCUGUUAUUUAUUACCUAGAGGCCUGUCCCACCGUGGCCUACCCCCAUAAAGCAUUGUUUACACCUGU
Chinchilla lanigera (long-tailed chinchilla) is the source of this 1648-nucleotide messenger RNA. RefSeq names its product RAB4B, member RAS oncogene family (gene Rab4b). Gene Ontology annotation, biological process: regulation of endocytosis; Rab protein signal transduction. Bases 90 to 731 code for a protein of 213 amino acids. Gene Ontology annotation, molecular function: GTP binding; GTPase activity. The transcript has 8 exons. NCBI's taxonomy places the organism in Eukaryota, Metazoa, Chordata, Mammalia, Rodentia, Chinchillidae. The record is from RefSeq and is a predicted model, not a curated record. Gene Ontology annotation, cellular component: endosome.